Molecule: messenger RNA, 933 nt
Organism: Nanorana parkeri
Lineage: Eukaryota; Metazoa; Chordata; Amphibia; Anura; Dicroglossidae
Product: olfactory receptor 1013-like
Exons: 1
Coding region: 1-933 (310 amino acids)
Biological process (GO): G protein-coupled receptor signaling pathway
Cellular component (GO): membrane
Molecular function (GO): olfactory receptor activity; G protein-coupled receptor activity
Source: RefSeq, a predicted model, not a curated record
AUGGAGACCUGGAAUGGGACAGAUUUUAAAGAGUUCCGGCUCCUAGGAUUCUAUGAGUUACCUCACAUGCAGCUUCCUCUGUUUGUAACCUUCUUGCUUAUCUACUUCAUGGCAUUGUCUGGGAAUACAACUAUCAUUACUGUUAUAUGUACUGAGUCUCAGCUCCAUACACCCAUGUACUUCUUCCUGUGCAACCUUUCUUUUCUCGACCUCACACUCAUAUCAACUGUUCUCCCAAAACUUCUACAUAUCUGCUUGACAGGGGAUCAGACUAUCACCUUCUUAGGCUGUAUCACUCAAAUGUAUGUGUUUGUUAUAUGUAUUGCAUCAGAAUACUGUCUGCUCGCUGUUAUGGCAUUUGACAGGUAUGUUGCCAUCUGCCAUCCUCUACGCUACUCAACAUUUAUGAGCUUUUCUCUUUGUGCUUGUCUGGCUUUGGUUUCAUGGCUCUGUGUCAUUCUGGACACCUCCAUUUAUCCUGCAUUGUUGACUCAACACAAGUUCUGUAAGUCUAAUGUCAUUAAUCAUUUAUUUUGUGACUUGAAGCCACUUCUUAAGCUUUCCUGCAGUAACACUCAGAGCAUUGAGUUAGUCAUUCAGGUGCUUGGCAUCCUCUUAGGUUUCAUACCUCUAGUCUUCAUUAUAAUUUCUUAUAUCUUUAUUACCUCUGCCAUCUUAAAUAUUCGUUCCAACAAAGGAAAACACAAGGCCUUCUCUACUUGUUCCUCUCAUGUCACAGUGGUCAUCUUGUUUUUUGGAAUCAUCCUCGGGAUGUAUAUGAGACAUAAAUCCGCUUAUUCUAUAGAACAGGACAAAGUGUUUUCAGUGCUGUAUGCAUUUUGUAUUCCCACCCUAAACCCAGUGAUCUACAGCCUGAGAAAUGAAAAUGUGAAAGUGGCUUUAAGAGCACUGGUAAAGAAGAUUCAGAGAUGA